This is a messenger RNA of Odocoileus virginianus texanus, 2031 nucleotides long. Lineage: Eukaryota; Metazoa; Chordata; Mammalia; Artiodactyla; Cervidae. The record is from RefSeq and is a predicted model, not a curated record.
AUGCUAAGUGUGAGGAUCACACAGCUGCAAAGAGGUCUCUACCAGGCUCAGGAGCUGGAGCCUGAGGGGGGACAGGUCCCCGAUCUCUGGUGCGGAGGCCCCUCCUCGGCCGUGUGUGGAGGGCUGGGCGGUCUGCAGGAGCAGUAUCGGGCGGGAACACGGCUGGUCCGAGAGCACUUCCCGGAAACCGGACGCCUGUCGUGGCCUUCGGAAGACGCUCCAGGGACGUGUGGCGGUCUUUGCCCCGUGUCUGGGUGGCAGGGCAGCCCAGGAGGCCUCAUCCCUCCGCCCGGACGCCUCGGUCCUCUGCUGACGCCUGGAGCUCGGAUGACUGUGCCACGCUCAGGUCAAGAAGUAGCGCUGAGACGGGAGUGUUUGCCUGAGGCCAGCGUUCCUCGUGGUGAGCCCAGCCGGGACCCCCAGGAGGCCCGCGCUGUGGGACACCGGUCCACCCUGGCCUCGGUGUGGUGACUGUCCCCCACAGCUGACUGUGCACACCCCUCCGGCCAUCCUGGUGCUGCGAAGUAAGGAGCCACGGCGGGAGGAUUGUAACGGGGAGGGAUGUGGUCAGAGCUGUGUCUGUGAUGCCCUGUGACCUCAGCCGUCAGGGAGGACCCUUGGUCACCCUCUCCUCAACCCCUGUCCUCAGAGGCGGGCCGGCUCUGUCCUCGGGGACUUCCUGGUCCUGACUGCCGGUGGGGAGUUCAGGCAGAGACAGUGGGACGGGACCCUGAGGCCCUCUCACGCAGAGUCCCUUCUGGGGCUUCGAGGAGAGACAGGACAGUUGUGACCACAGGCCAGCCACGUGUUGGGGUGUUCCUGGCUUCCCGUCCUGGCGGCUGCACCUCAGUCUCAUCCUCUGGGUGGACAGCCCGGAGUGGGCACUGGAGUCCUCAUCCCUGCUGAGGGCCCUGGCACUGACUUCAUACCCCUCGGGGUUGUUCGGGGAGCAGCCUCUGCGCUGUUUAUUGGGCCUGGGCAUGAGACCCCCGCUGCUGUAGGGAGCGAGGCCAAGCCGGGGUGAGCCAGGGGGCGGGCCCUUCCCCUGCCCAGGGCCCACUGGGGUCAGUGAUCCUGGCUUCCCCAUGGCACAGAGCAGCCUGGUGGCUGCCUGGAGGAGGCAGCCUGCUCAGAAGGGGCAUGGGGGGAGGUGAGGGGCGUCUGACGGCUCGGCGCCCUUGUACAGCAGUACCAGUUACAAGGUGGAGGUGUCACCAAGCAGGAAGCAGCAUGACCUGUCCUCUGCCCUGCCACCUCGUCGGUGUGACUUUGAGACAGUCACGUGACCUGUGUGGGCCUCAGGCUCAGGCGCCAGGGCCUGUGUCUGCAGCUCCAGCCCAGACACCCUUCCCUGAGAGCCAGGUUCGCUUCUGGAAGGAGGGAACAUUCUAGAGCCUUUCCCCAGGGGGAAAGCCCCGGUUACCCUGAUGGCAGGACCAGGCUCCAGGGGAGGGAGUGCACCCCCCCCAGGUCCAGUGGGUGGAGGCAGGAUCGGGGGUGGCUGUGCUGUGAGAUAGGGGCGCGGUGGGCACUGUGGCCGCUUUGGGCACAGGUUGAUCUCUAACAGAUGCCAGCCUUCCUCCCAGCGUCUCCAGCGCAGGUCGCCUGGGGACACCACGGCCUCUCCUGUCCAGAUGGGAGCGGCCCUGCCGCCUGUGAGCCUCUCCUGAGAGCCCCGCGGCCCUCUUGGCUCCACCACGUCCCUGCUCCCUCUCCUCCCUCCUUCCCUCCCCGCCCUGGUCAGCGGUCUCCUGCAGGGCAGCUCCCUGGGCACACAGGCCCCUGCUGACCCGCCUGCCAGGGCCCCGGGCCCUCAGCCUCCAGCUCCACCCCGAGCUCCUGCCCCCACCGCCGCCUCCAGGAAGCACCUCCGGGAGCCACCAAGUCCGUCCAGCCCAGGCGCCAAGACUGACUGACGGCCCUUUGGGGUGAGGUAGUAGGUUGUAUAGUUUGGGGCUCUGCCCUGCUAUGGGAUAACUAUACAAUCUACUGUCUUUCCUGAAGUGGCUGUAAUAUCGACAGCGGCCAGCA